Molecule: messenger RNA, 2443 nt
Organism: Cucumis melo (muskmelon)
Lineage: Eukaryota; Viridiplantae; Streptophyta; Magnoliopsida; Cucurbitales; Cucurbitaceae
Product: serine/threonine-protein kinase Nek4
Exons: 15
Coding region: 314-2152 (612 amino acids)
Biological process (GO): protein phosphorylation
Molecular function (GO): ATP binding; protein kinase activity
Source: RefSeq, a predicted model, not a curated record
UCUGUCUCUUUUGCUUUUUUUCCAAAAUCUCUCUCUUUCUCUCUCAUUACAAUAAUGGAUUUCACAAUAAAGAAUGGUUGAAGAGUUUCCAUCCGCCAUUCUCUCUCCAUUUCUCUCUGCAUUUUUCUUACUCCAACCAACCCCUUACUUCAUUCUCCUCUUCUUCACUUCUUCUUCUUCUUCUUCUUCUUCUUCUUCUUCUUCUUCUUCUUUCAUCGUCGGAGAAUCGCUUCUUCAUCCUCCAGUUAGUGGCCUUGGCCUGGGUUUUCCCCUCUUUCGUUUAUCAAAGGACAGCGGUGUUGACGGUAUUUAAAUGGAGCAGUAUGAAAUUCUAGAGCAAAUUGGCAAGGGUUCAUUCGGGUCUGCUCUUCUUGUUAGGCAUAAGCUUGAAAAGAGGAGGUAUGUUCUCAAGAAGAUUCGUCUUGCUCGCCAAACUGAUAGAACAAGGAGGUCUGCUCAUCAGGAGAUGGAGCUUAUAUCUAAAGCACGCAACCCUUUUAUUGUAGAGUAUAAAGAUUCUUGGGUAGAAAAGGGCUGUUUUGUGUGCAUUGUGAUAGGAUAUUGUGAAGGAGGAGACAUGGCUGAGGCCGUAAAAAGAGCCAACGGUGUUUUUUUUCCUGAAGAGAAACUUUGUAGGUGGCUUGUUCAACUUCUUAUGGCACUUGAUUACCUUCAUUGUAAUCAUAUUCUUCACCGUGAUGUUAAGUGUUCAAAUAUAUUCUUGACAAAAGAUCAAGACAUACGCCUAGGUGAUUUUGGCCUUGCUAAAAUGUUGACCUCGGAUGACCUUGCUUCAUCUGUUGUGGGUACUCCAAGUUACAUGUGCCCUGAGCUUCUUGCUGACAUACCUUAUGGUUCAAAGUCAGACAUAUGGUCUCUUGGAUGUUGCAUCUAUGAAAUGGCUGCCCACAAGCCAGCAUUUAAAGCCUUUGAUAUGCAGUCCUUGAUCAAUAAAAUUAACAAGUCCAUUGUGGCUCCGCUUCCAACCAUGUAUUCGGGUGCAUUCCGAGGCCUUGUCAAAAGCAUGCUGCGAAGAAAUCCGGAGCUCCGACCAAGUGCCGCUGAAUUACUCAAUCAUCCACAUCUCCAGCCCUACAUUCUUAAGGUUCACCUUAAGUUGAAUAGCCCCAGACGAAAUACUUUUCCUCUUCAACGGUCUGAUACAAAUUAUAUCAAGAAAACAAGGUUUGAAGAGCCAGGAUCUGAUAGUUUAGGAGCUUUCAGAGAGAAGAGACUGUCUUUUAGCAAUGACAGGGCAGUAAAUCCAAGCGUCUCCGUGACCGAGGCAGAGUCACAAUGUUCCUCUCGAAGAUCACUGCAGUUGCCUAGUUAUUUGAAUAAAAAGUUUGAGGAGUUAUCUAUCCCCGAAAAAGAAAGUGAUGUCGACCUGUCAAGAACCUCUAAGUUUCAAACAAUUUCGAAAACCCCAAGGUUGACUAAUGCCAAGGUUUCUGCUACACCCAAAAAGCAGACAAUCCCAUCAAAGUUUUCACCUGCAAACUUCAAUCCUAUUCCAGCAUCACAUUCUCCAGCUAGAAGAUCUUCACAUACAAAUCGCCGGGCAUCUCUUCCAUUGUCAACAAAAACUGCAGGCAUUGGCACUCCUUACAGGUCAAAUACUGGGCUACUUCACGGCAUGAACUCUCCCGAUAUCUCCGUUAAUGCCCCUAGAAUCGAUAAGAUUGCAGAAUUCCCCUUGGUUUCUUCCGAGGAUCCUCUACUUCACAUCCGUGGAACGUCAUCAACAUCUGCACAAUGCAGUAACAACUCACAAGACGAUUCCACCAACUGCUCAAUUACGAAAGACAAAUGUACUGUCCAGGUUGUAGACAAAACCACGAUGAAGAAAUCCGAUUUUCUCAGUUCCAGCUUUAGAGUUCCUGGGAGUGAAAGUGAUUACUUUGAUCACAAUCCAGCAAUCGCCUCUUCAAGCCGUUUAUCCUUUGAGUCACGGCAGCGACGGUUCGACACCUCGUCGUACCAGCAACGAGCUGAGGCACUGGAAGGGCUUCUGGAGUUCAGUGCUAAAUUACUACAGCAAGAGAGGUUUGAAGAGCUUGGAGUGUUGUUGAAGCCAUUUGGACCGGAGAAAGUCUCUCCGAGAGAAACUGCCAUAUGGUUGGCCAAGAGCUUCAAGGAGGCAACAGUGUAAGCCUUCCAAAAGGAUUGCGAUUACAAUCAUAAAAACUGAUCAAAUACUAAUUCAAAAUAGAUCAUUACCACUUUUGUACAUUGCCUCAACUUUAACCCAACUUAACGUAGGAACUAGUUAGUUUUUCUUUUUCUUUUUAAUAUCAUUUUUGCAAAUUUGAAGAAAAGGUUCACCACCUGUUGAAUUUUAGGUUCAAGUAAUUGACCAAAAUGGGCUUGUGUGUAAGCCUUAGUUGCAUUUGGAUUGAAGUGUUAAAAGUUAUUACGGAAAAAUCUGAACUGUUUUUGAGCA